This is a messenger RNA of Oncorhynchus kisutch (coho salmon), 615 nucleotides long. Its product is annotated as retinal homeobox protein Rx2-like. Gene Ontology annotation, molecular function: RNA polymerase II cis-regulatory region sequence-specific DNA binding; DNA-binding transcription factor activity, RNA polymerase II-specific. The record is from RefSeq and is a predicted model, not a curated record. The transcript is spliced from 2 exons. Gene Ontology annotation, biological process: positive regulation of transcription by RNA polymerase II. NCBI's taxonomy places the organism in Eukaryota, Metazoa, Chordata, Actinopteri, Salmoniformes, Salmonidae. The annotation marks the transcript as partial.
CAGAAAGUCCAAGGACAGACAGUUCUGCAUCCCCCAUCAAAGUGCUCUUUGACAACAUACUGCUUUUCUUGGACAUAUUUGUCAAUGGAUACCAUGGGAACGAUGGACGAUGGCUGCCUGCCACCAGACAAUGACAUGGUGACGGGACGAGGGUCUAGUGGGGGAGGCCGGCUCCGCAGCACUGACCUGAUCCUGGGCUUCAGUAAGGACCAGUACCUCCUGCUCACUCCCGUAGGGUCCGAACGGACCCAUGAGGUGGACACUGAGGGCCUGGAGACCCACCAGGGGAAGCAGGGCCAGUCAGACCCCUACAGAUACCUGGCCAGCCUGGAGGACAGCACCCAGCACUCUGCCUUUCACGAGUCGGGCCUUUUCUCCAGGGACGAGUGUGACGGGGACCUGGGAGAUCUCCAGAAGGGGGUGGGCAGCGGGGAAAAGUCCCCCGAGCCUCCAAAGGAGGACCGCCCUAAGAAGAAGCACCGGCGUAACCGCACCACCUUCACCACCUUCCAGCUCCAUGAGUUGGAGAAGGCCUUUGAGAAGUCCCACUACCCUGACGUCUACAGCCGGGAGCUCCUGGCCAUGAAGGUCAACCUCCUUGAGGUCCGUGUCCAG